This is a messenger RNA of Blepharisma stoltei, 4416 nucleotides long. The record is from the annotation of a GenBank genome assembly. NCBI's taxonomy places the organism in Eukaryota, Ciliophora, Heterotrichea, Heterotrichida, Blepharismidae.
AUGUACACUAAUAGAGGCUUUAUGCAGCGAGAAUACUCACAUCCCUACAAAUACUUAUCUCCAAGCAAUUCUACAUCUCUAAGCCCAAAGCCUAAACACAGAUGAUUAGAGGAACCAAAAAUCCAAAUUUCCAAUCCUUAUCCUUCUUCCUAUAGUCCAGUUUCUCACAAAAAAAUUCUAACUCCCCCCCCUUUAAAUUGGAACAAAAUAUAGGUAAAAUUUCCACUUUUUUGGUAAAUUAACCCUCCUUUAAAUUGGAAUAAAAUUUAAUUUUAUAAUAAAAAAUUUUAUAUAUAAAAAUCAUAAUUUUUAUGUAAAAAGAUUUGAUAUAAGUUAAAUGUUUCUUUUUAACUAAAAAUAAAAAUUUAGUUAUAUCUUGCUCUUGUUUAUAGAAUAGAGUCUAAAGGGCAUCUUAUUUAAAUAAAUUUAUUAGCCUUAAUUGCUAAAUUUUUAAAAAAUUUCAAAAAAAAUUUUUUUUUUUUUUUUUGAUAAAAUGAUAUUUUUUAUUUAAAUUAUUUUGAUAUAAAUUCAAUGCGAAUUCUUUACAAAAAUUGAAAAUUCACUAAUUUAUUACUUUACUUUAAAGAAUAGAGUAUAAAUGGGAUCUCAUUUAAACAAAAUUAGCACUUUGAUUAAUAAAUUUUCUAAAAUUAUUUUUUUUUAAUUUUUGUUUUUAUCAAUAAAAAUAAUAAUUUUUGUGUAAAUAGUUUUGAUACCAAUUAAUAGUGGCGUAUUAAUUAAUAAUAAAAAUUUAGUUAUAUCUUGCUUUGAUUUAAAGGAUAAAGAGUAAAUAUUAUUUUAUUAAACAAAUUUAUUAAUCUAAUUCGAUAAAUUUUUGAAAUUUUUUUUUAAUAAAACAUUUUAUAUAGAUUUUUUUUUUAUAAAAAAUUUUAUAUUGAUUUUUUUUACAAAAUUUUCUUAACCCUCCUUUAAAUUGGAACAAGAUUUUUAGUUCCAAUUUAAAGGGGGGGGGAGUAAGAAAUUCUAGCCAAAGCACUAUAACUCCAGUUAAUUUUUUUUCCUCAUUAGAAGGUAAAAAAGACUUUCUUAACUCUCCCCUUGUGAGUAGGCAAAAUAUUAGAAAAAUCCUAUUUUAUUGGAAAAACAAUUCUUUCCUAACAAAAUAUUUUUCUAAUAAAAAUUAUUUUAUAUAUACGUGAUAAUCAAUGAAUUCUAUUUAAUUAUAAAUAGGCUACAUUCUAAAACUUGAUUUUAUAAAUUAAAUUUUUUCUUUCGUUUUAGGGAACUUUUUUAAUUAAAAAUGUAAUUUAGCCAUCAAAACUAAUGCUUACUCGUAGAGAGGAUUAAAGAAACCCGUGAAGAUAAAUACAAUAAUUCUGCAUAUACUUCUAAUAUAGAGCUUCAUUUAGCUAAAAGCAUGCCACAGUUACCAGAGUUGUCACCUCCACAAGAUACAGCAAGAAACUAUUCCAGAACAAUAAAUUCCAAUAUUUAUGAUGAAGUUUCUAUUAGAAAACCAGUCUAUGCAAUUGAUGCAGUCUUUGAAAUAUAUGGCGUUGGUUAUGCCUAUGCUACAAAAACUGGCUAUGGCCACCCAUUAGGAAUGGGAUUUUUAAUAACGAAAACUUUAGCAAUGACUGCUCAUUCAGUCAUUCCUGACGAAGAAGUGGCUACCCGAUGUUUUGCGAGGUUCACCGACAAUUUAUACGAAGCUCACCAUUUUGACGCUGGCCGUUUCUUUUAUACCAACCGAGGGCUGAAUUUUACAAUUGUCGGGUUUAUGCUGAGUGAAGAGAGCAUAAAGCCAAGACUUCCAUUAGAAAUACGGGAAGCUUUUCAGCUAAAAGAUGGGGACGGGAUUGCUUAUUUGAACUCAGGAACAGUCCCAAGAAUAGUCACUCAUAUAGACAAUGACGUAUUUAGCUACACUGCAGGAAAUUACAUAUCUCCUGGCAUGCCAAUUUUUACAACAGAUUGGAGAAUCCAAGGAAUCCAUCACACUUGUACAAAUUCUUACAGAUUUAAUCAAGGGACAAGAAUUGAUGCUGUUAUAAGGACACUUGUGAAUAUCAAAGAAAUCGCGACCCAUCCUGAACUGGAUUUGCUGCUGUCUGAUUAUGCAAAAGCGUUUGGAGAAGGCUGGGAUAAUACCAAAGCGACGUUUGGGGAUUCAAGAUAUAUGUAUUGGAUCGAGUGAUAUAAUAGAAAUAUAGAUUUUCAUAGAGAUGGAUUUAAAUAUAAAUGCAAAAUAUACUUAUUCUUUAUACAAAAUUAUAAAAUGAUGAUAAAAAAAAUAGAGAUUUUUUAUAUUAAAAAGAAUAUUUACAGAUAUGAUAUACCUUUGGAAAGAUGAACUUGUGUCAAAAUCAGCAAUUUAGAAGAAUUUUUAAGAAAUGAGCCGUCUUCAUGAAAUUUCAAUUGAGGCUGCAGAUUAGUUUAUGUCCCUGAUGGAAGUUUUUAUAUCCUCGGAGGAGUAGGUCACGAACUAAGCAGCACCAAAGCAGACGUAUUUUAUUUUGCCUCAGAAACAAGAGAACUCUCUAGACGAGCUUCCAUGCUUGAAAGAAGAGAAGGACCAGCAGUUAUUUACAGGCAAAAUUAUUUAUAGAACUUUUUCUUCAAUAGCGCGAUAAGGCGCAUUCCUAGGUUUUACCAGAGGGUCUUGGACAUAUGAAAACCUGCUAUUCCUUAUUCAUGGGGGAGACAAACUGCCUAAAUAAAGAAUUCUACCUAAUCAAUCUCGAGAACUUGAAGAGAGGCUGUGUGGAAAAUUUACAUUUUGGUUCGUCAAAUGAAUCUGACGAGCCAUUUCUGGCCAGUACUUGAAAAUUAAAAAUGAUAGUUGUCAGAAUUUUAUUAAUUUUCUGAUGAAAGAGUAUGAUCAGAAUUUUAAUAAUUCCUUUUGACAAUAAAAUUCAAAAUUCAAACUUUUAAUAGAAGAUUUAAGAGAUAAUUUAAGCAUAAAGAUAACAUAAUGAAUACUCUUUAAUACCUUAGGGAGACGAUGCCAGUAAUGAUUUUUAAAAUUUGACUUUUUCAUAGUGACUUAGCCAUCUUAAUUGUUUUUUAAAAAUUCAAAAUUCAGAAGAUUUAAAGAAAUAAUUUAAGCAUAAAAAUAACGUAAUGAAUACUCUUUACUGCCUUAGGGAGACGAUGCCAGUAAUGAUUUUUAAAAUUUGACUUUUUUCAUAGUGCCUUAACCAUCUUAAUAAUUUUUUUAAAAUUUCAAAAUCCAAACAUUUAAUAGAAGAUUUAAAGAGAUAAUUUAAGCAUCAACAUAGCAUAAUGAAUAGUCUUUACUGCCUUAGGGAGACGAUGCCAGUAAUAAUUUUUUAAAAUUUGACUUUUUCAUAGUGCCUUAACCAUCUUUAAAUUUUUUAAAAUUCAAAAUUCAAACUUUUAAUAGAAGAUUUAAAGAGAUAAUUAAAUUGUAAAUAUAACGUAAUAAAUACUCUUUACUGCCUUAGGAGACGAUGCCAGUAAUGAUUUUUAUAAUUUGACUUUUUCAUAGUGACUUAAUUAAUUACUUGAUCCUGUGCCAUUUAUUAAAAUUCUGAUCAUACUCUUCAUCAGAAAAUUAAUAAAAUUCUGACAACUAUCAUUUUUAAUUUCAAGUACUGGCCAGAAAUGGCUCGUCAGAUUCAUUUGACGAACCAAAAUGUAAUUUUCCACACAGCCUCUCUUCAAGUUCUCGAAUUGAUUAGGCAGAAUUCUUUAUUUAGGCAGUUUGUCUCCCCCAUGAAUAAGGAAUAGCAGGUUUUCAUAUGUCCAAGACCCUCCGGUAGCACCUAGGAAUGCGCCUUAUCGCGCUAUUGAAGAGAAAGUUCUAUAUAUGUAAUGGGUGGAAAAUACAGUUACAACACCUGUGAAAAAUAUUCAAUCACAGAUGACACUUGGACGCAUUUUUCUCCUAUGAUUCAUGGGCGAUUUGAGCCAGUUGCUUCCCUUCUUCAAGGUGAUGAGUACAUGUACGUAAUUGGUGGAUAUCCUCAAGAACUUGUAGGAAGAUCAAUAGAGCGCUACAUUUUCAGAGAAGACCGAUGAGAAGCUUUACAAAUUCUGCUCCCAGUGCCUUGUCUCCAUUCUGGGAUAUAUCCUGUAAACUAUCAAAAAAUUGCUUUACUAGGUGGUCGUUUUUCAAGAUCAGUCUUUAUUUUUGACAUCACAGAAACUCAGUUAGGGAAUACCCUUUCACAAGCUCAAGACGAAAUGUUCAGAAUAUAUGAGAUUGAAAGCUUCCCUGACCAAUUAGAAACAGUUUAUCCUCUUGUUUACUAUAAAGAGGACAACAAAGUUUACUUCAUAAAAUCAGUCCAAGGCGAAUCCCCUACGGUGUUAUUUUAUCCAUACCGCAGCUUUAUGAGAGGGCCAGCCCAAAAUCCUAUAGAAUAUCGUAGAACAGUAAAAUUGCCACCAAUAAAUACGAAUUCGUAUAUAACAUUUAAACGUAAAUAA